Messenger RNA from Penicillium bovifimosum, 654 nucleotides. RefSeq lists its product as uncharacterized. Gene Ontology annotation, molecular function: ER lumen protein retrieval receptor activity. Gene Ontology annotation, cellular component: cis-Golgi network; membrane; endoplasmic reticulum. Bases 1 to 654 code for a protein of 217 amino acids. Gene Ontology annotation, biological process: protein retention in ER lumen; endoplasmic reticulum to Golgi vesicle-mediated transport. The record is from RefSeq and is a predicted model, not a curated record. The transcript is spliced from 6 exons. NCBI's taxonomy places the organism in Eukaryota, Fungi, Ascomycota, Eurotiomycetes, Eurotiales, Aspergillaceae.
AUGAAUAUCUUCAGGCUAUUAGCCGACUUCUCCCAUCUGGCAUCGAUCUUCAUGCUUCUGCAGAAGAUGAAGACUUCGAGCAGUUGUUCCGGAUUAUCAUUCAAGUCGCAGGUGCUAUAUCUUCUCGUCUUUGUCACUCGAUACCUUGAUCUCUUCUGGACAUUCACCGAGUCCUUGUACCUCACCACCUUCAAGCUUCUGUUUAUCGGUUCCUCGGCCUACGUCAUUUACCUCAUGCUCAAUGACUACAAACCCACGCAUGAUCCCAACAUCGACACUUUCAAGGUCCAAUACCUCCUAGGAAUCAGCGCCGUGCUUGCUAUUCUUUUCCCACAUGAUUAUCGCAUCUCCGAGAUUCUCUGGACCUUUUCUAUCUGGUUGGAGUCGGUUGCCAUUUUACCACAAUUGUUCAUGUUGCAACGAACCGGAGAGGCAGACACUAUCACUACCCACUAUUUGUUUGCCCUGGGUCUCUACAGGGGUCUCUAUAUCCCAAACUGGAUCUUCCGCUACUUUACCGAAGCCUCCUUCCAGCGAUCCUUCCAACCGGUGCCUAUUCUCGCCGGCAUCAUUCAAACAUUGCUCUAUUCUGAUUUCUUCUACAUCUACUACAACAGGGUUAUGAAGGGCAAGAAGUUCUCGCUUCCAGUCUAG